Colletotrichum karsti is the source of this 3204-nucleotide messenger RNA. RefSeq lists its product as uncharacterized. The record is from RefSeq and is a predicted model, not a curated record. NCBI's taxonomy places the organism in Eukaryota, Fungi, Ascomycota, Sordariomycetes, Glomerellales, Glomerellaceae. The transcript has a single exon. Bases 1 to 3204 code for a protein of 1067 amino acids.
AUGUCGGGCCUCGAAGGCUUGGGAAUAGCCUGCAAUGUCAUGGCGGUAAUCACCUUUGCCCUGGACACCGUCAAGCUAUGCAAAGGAAUUCUCGACACCGGCAAUGCGGACCCCGACCUCAACGAGAACGCAAAGAACACCCGGCAAACAUCCGACAUUCUGCAGACGAUGCUGUCACAGCAGCGUCCGAAACCCACGGAAGCGGAGGCUCGCCUUCGAGCUCUUGCUGCCAACUGCGUUGAAUGUGCCAAAGAUGUGGAGAAGGUGGUGACCGACAUCUCACCUCAAAAGGGCGGUGUUUUCGCUGCCAUGAAGUCGACUGUGAAGACCAUGCGGCGAAAAAGCCGCCUUGAGAAGGUCAAGGCCCGACUUGAGACUUCGAAAACCGCCAUGGACUCGGCUGUGAUCGUCCAGAUACUUGACGAGUGCAUCGAAUCAGGCGAGCUCCACCGUGCCGCCUACGAAAGUCUGUCUCAGGAACAAAAGACCCUUGUCGCAACUUAUGAGCGACGUUCGAGGGCUAUCGAAGAUCUCAUCCGACAAGUUCCAGACCACGUCACUGCUGAGCACGUCGAAACGCGCCAGGUCCUCGCGGAGCAAGCAGACGUGUUCGAAACGAGAAACCAUGAGAAGCAGGCUUAUGAGAAACUUUUGGAGAGUCUGAAGUACCCAGGGAUGGACGAGCGGAAGAACAGCGUCCCGAAGAGGCACGUGAAAACGUUAAAAUGGAUAUUUGAAGACAUCGAGAGCGACAGCAUUCAUAGCGACAGCAUCCAUAGCGAUGACGUCCAUAGCAACGCAGAAUCCAUGAUAUCGAGCACAGAUUCAUUGCAUCGAAUCUGGCAAGGUACGGUCACGGAAGACUCCAAACGGGCGAGACGAGAAGCAGAUCUGGCCGGAUGGCUCCAACGUGACGAUCGUCGCCUGUACUGGAUCAGCGGAAAACCCGGGUCUGGAAAGAGUACCUUGAUGAAGUUCAUUGCGACCGACGAACGAACUGAGAACGCGCUUCGGGGUUGGAAUCCCCGAUGUAUGAUAAUCUCACAUUUUAUAUGGAAGCCUGGAACACCUCUGCAACAAAGUCUACAUGGAUUGCUCUGCUCUCUUCUGCAUCAGGUAUUGUCCGAAGACACUCAUCUUGCCUAUCAGUUUCUCCGAGAUAAUCCUACGCUCCAGAUGAAGAGGGAGGUAUCCGAUUGGGAUAUAGAUGACUCGGAAAAACUCCUAUUUCAAGCCAUUCGCACCUCACCGCGAGCGCACCUCAUUCUCCUGGAUGGCUUGGACGAGCUUUCAAAGCCACACGGGGGAAUGAGCACGCUAUUUUAUCUCCUGGAAAAGUUGGCUGCGGAAGAUCGGGUGAAGGUCUGCGUCUCCAGUCGUCCUGAGCGCGUGUUCGUAGACAGAUUUGGGUCAAGCCCCAUGCUGCGAAUGCAGGAUUUCACAUUCGGUGACAUCUUCCACUACACCACCGACGUCCUUGGAAGCAUCAACGUCCGGUCAGAAGACGGCUUGCUCCGAAAGAUAGCAGAGGAGAUCUCCUGGAAAGCAGAAGGCGUUUUCAUCUGGGUUUACGUCGUUCUACAGAACGUCAAAGCCGGGAUCGAGGAGUUUAACGAAACCUGGGAGGACAUUUACGACCGCAUCAUUGAGCUGCCACCGGACCUGAUGACCCUGUAUAAGGACAUGUGGUCCAGGUUGGGCGGGAACAACAAGAAAUACAUCAAGCAAGCAGCGCGGUACUUUCAGAUGGCUCGCCACGCAGGAGAAAUGAAUGAAUGCAACAUCACAACACUCUCGGUAACAGAGGAUGAGACUCUGGAAACUUUCACAAAAUCGGACAAGAUCUUGCCAGUUCAGAAGCUUAUUGCGAUGUGUGAAAACACGUUCAGAACACUCUUGCCGGUCUCCGCGGGUCUCCUACAGGUCCGCAAAAUCAGGGAACUGAAUUAUUUGACAGAAUUUCCGGACGAUAACUGGAGAGUCAUUGAGUGGGACUCCAUGGUCGUGGAGUUCAUGCACAGAACCACUCUCGACUUUCUGGACAGUAACGAGGGAAGGGAUCUCUUCGGCGAGUACAUGUUGGGGCCCGGGGAUUUACUCUCAGUCUUUGUCAAAGGAGAACUGGUCCUACGUUCGGCUACUGGAUACGAUGCUCGUCCUCUCCAAAGGAUUUGGCUAAUGAUGGAAGACCACUUGGACUCGGAGGACGGAUGUGUCAAACAGAUGAUCAACGAUCUCCUGCCCCUCAUCCAUCGACAUGCUAUCGACAAAACCAGAGACCUCCUUCUGCUAUCAUAUUGCAAAGGAGUUAGUCUUCAGAAUAAGUUCUUGUUCGAGGCAACCUUCUAUCGUUUCUACGACUACGUCGAAGACUGGCUGAAGUCUACUGGAACCUACGACGGACUGGAUGCAACCUACGUUCUGCUUGGGGCGUGCAAUGACCGAUAUCAGAGACGGGGUCGUUCGGACAUUGAACUGAGGAACAAACGAUUCCUGUUGAUACGAGGUCUUUUGCAAAAGCACGCGCGGGUCGGCGAGGACAAGUCGGAAUCACCCGCUGCUCUUCACGUUUCCGAUAACAUUAUGCUCGCAUGGCGUUGCUUCCUGCUCCAUGAGUUGCAGCGGAAGGGAGGACGACCAUUUGAUGCGCAGGAUGAUAGGCAAAGAGUGGAAGAAACCUUGGCGUCUUUCAUCGCCGCUGGUGUCAUGGACGAGACGCCACAGCCAGAUUAUCUCAUUUCGGUGGCUUACUAUGGCAUCUCCAUGGUUCACAGCCGCGGCGAUAACGGCGGCGCACUCUACUGCUCCAUCAUAUACGCAGAGGUCAACGACGCAUUCCUUCUCCGGACUCUACUGGGUGCGCCUCUUGUGUUGCCAGAGGUUGUCCCCGGCCCGGGCGCAACACCUUUCAUGCGCCCUGUGCUGGGCGCGAAUAACCGAUUGAAAGGCCAGGAGGACAAUUUCUUCCGUCUAUCACACGAUGGACGCGACCAGGAAGCUUUGGAGACUUGGAUGUUUGGAGACUUUGUCGACCCUGAAAAGGACGGAGGUGUUCAGGACAUGUUCCCCGACAAAACGCCGGACUUUUUAGAGGCGGUGGAUAUCGGAAAGUUCUCAAGCGACCUCGAUGCUCUCAAGGAGAUUGGGUAUGAACUGCCGGAAGUCAACUUGGGCUAUGUCUGCGCACACUAUUGGUGGAUGUAG